AUGUCCGGCGAGAAGACGAAUUUAUCCGGUUCGAAUGCAUGGAGAAACAAGGACUACGAACGACAUCGUCUGAAAGUGAUGAAAGCUACCUGCGCGAUAGAUGUGAAUCCACCAAAAGGUAGGCCGCACGUUUCUUUAAACGCGAAGGGGUUGCAAUUGGAACGGGAGAAGCAGGAUCGUAUAUUCAGGGAGAAUUUCAUCCUUCUGAAGAAGCUGUGCGACAUCAUGCACCGAAAACGACCCACGCAGGAGAGUCAAAGACUGAAAUGGGACGUAUCUAGAUGCAUUAGAACUCGUUAA
This is a messenger RNA of Dufourea novaeangliae, 300 nucleotides long. RefSeq lists its product as uncharacterized. Lineage: Eukaryota; Metazoa; Arthropoda; Insecta; Hymenoptera; Halictidae. The transcript is spliced from 2 exons. The record is from RefSeq and is a predicted model, not a curated record. Bases 1 to 300 code for a protein of 99 amino acids.